Messenger RNA from Lotus japonicus, 3361 nucleotides. RefSeq names its product pentatricopeptide repeat-containing protein At1g62930, chloroplastic-like. Bases 47 to 1840 code for a protein of 597 amino acids. Gene Ontology annotation, molecular function: protein binding. The record is from RefSeq and is a predicted model, not a curated record. The transcript has 2 exons. Lineage: Eukaryota; Viridiplantae; Streptophyta; Magnoliopsida; Fabales; Fabaceae.
AAAGCCGCAGACAUUGACAAACCGCACUACCAUCCAUUUGUGCGCAAUGUCAGUUUCAAGCUUGAGGAGGUGUCUUCCAAAUCCAACUUUUCUUCUUUCCUUUUCAUCCUUUCACUCUCAUACUUCUUUGCCCCCUUCUACUCACAAUGUUGAUGAUUCUGUGUCUUUGUUCCACCGCUUGCUCCAAAUGCGUCAUACUCCAUCAAUCAUCGAAUUUGGUAAGGUUCUAACAUCCCUCAUGAAGGCGAAGCAUUACUCCACCGCCAUAUCCCUUUCUCACCAAAUGGAAUUUAGGGGAAUCAUGCCUGACAUCUUUACUCUCAACAUCUUAAUCAACUGUUACUGCCACCUAGGUCAAAUCUCUUUUGCCUUUUCUGUUUUGGCCAAGAUUCUCAAGAGGGGUUAUAAGCCAAAUACAAUCACCUUCAAUACCCUCAUUAAAGGUCUCUGUCUUAAUGGCCAGGUUAAGAGAGCACUGCAAUUUCAUGACAAACUACUAGCACAAGGAAUUCAAUUGAACCAAGUCAGUUAUGGGACCUUGAUCAAUGGGUUGUGUAAAAUGGGUGAAACAAGAGCUGCCUUGCGGUUGCUGAGACAGAUUGAAGGGAAAUUAGUUCAGCCUAAUGUGGUCAUGUACAACACCAUCAUUGAUAGCCUCUGUAAAGAUAAACUUGUAAGUGAAGCUUGCGAUUUAUAUUCGGAAAUGGUACUCAAGAGAAUUUCUCCUGAUGCUGUCACUUACAAUGCUCUAAUUUAUGGCUUUUGCAUUGUGGGUCAAUUGAAAGAAGCAGUUGGUUUGCUAAAUGAAAUGGUGUUGAAAAACAUCAACCCAAAUGUUUAUACCUUUAAUAUACUAGUUGAUGGGUUAUGUAAGGAAGGAAAGGUGAAAGAGGCUAAAAAUAUGUUAGCUGUGAUGAUGAAAGAAGGUGUAAAGCCUGGUAUUUUCACUUACAAUUCUAUCAUGGAUGGGUAUUGCCUAGUUAAAAAAGUGAACAAGGCUAAAGAUGAAUUCAACUCUAUGAGCCAAAGGGGAGUCGCUCCUGAUAUUUGGAGCUACAGUAUCAUGAUUAAUGGAUGCUGUAAGAGUAGUAUGGUGCAUGAAGCUCUGGAUCUCUUUGAGGAAAUGCAUUCCAAAAAUCUGAUUCCUGAUACAGUAACUUACAGCUGCCUUAUUGAUGGUCUGUGCAAAGUAGGGAGAAUAUCUUGUGCUUGGGAGCUUGUUGGUAAAAUGCACGACAGAGAUCAACAGGCUGAUAUAAUCACUUACAAUUCUUUAUUAGAUGCUCUAUGCAAGAAUCAUCAUGUUGACAAGGCAAUUACAUUACUUGAGAGAGUUAAAGACAAGGGCGUUCAACCAGAUAUGUACACAUACAAUAUAAUUAUUGAUGGACUAUGCAAAAGUGGAAGACUAAAGGAUGCACAAGAGGUUUUUCAGGAGCUUUUGAUUAAAGGCUAUCAGCUAAAUGUUGUGACAUAUAAUAUAAUGAUCAAUGGGCUUUGUAUAGAGAGUUUGUCCGAUGAAGCACUGGCCUUGCAAUCAAAAAUGGAAGACAAUGGCUGUGUUUCUGAUGCUGUAACUUAUGAAACAAUUAUUCGGGUUCUCUUUAGAAAAAAUGAGAAUGAUAAAGCACAGAAACUUCUUCAUGAGAUGAUUGCUAGAGGUCUGCUUAAGAUUGAAGUCAAGAUGUUGUACUUCCAUUGUUUACAGCUGCAAUGGCACUUCCCCAAUCUAUUCGAGGAUAUUUGGGUGUUCUUUACACUGCUGCAGCUAGAUAUGCCCCCUUUUCUUUUUAAGUCCUUUCUUCAAAUGGGGCAUCAAGGUUCUCUUAAGGCCACAUAACUUCUUAGACCUUUCUUGGAAAUACUUGAUGGUUUGGAACUGAAAGACCCUUUCCUAAGGAAUUGCAUUGACUGACCUGCGGCCAUUCUUGCUCUCCGGGGUGUAAAAUAACGGUAUACUUACUCCCCGCGCAGAUGAUAAAUGCAUCGUUAAUGAAACAGUGCUGGUUGAAGUAUUAGUAUACAAAUUCAGUGUUACUUUAUAGUGUAUUCUAUUUGUGUCUAAACAAUUUUUUCCUCCAACUCUUCAGCUUUACAUGUUUGCAGAAUGGUACAAACUUGGAUCCUGUCUUGAGUACUAGCUUUCUGGAACUGCAGCUAUUGUUGAUGCUCUUGUAGGAGGAGAGAAGUUGCGCGGACAGAUUUCUCUUCAUAGUCAUGUCGAGAAGAUCGUUAUCAUAGAUAAUGACUUUACCUUGAAGAUAUGAUGGUAUUCAUGAAAGUUGCUUUGCCUAAAUGGUAUCUCUUUAAGUAUAAAACCUUCAUUUUUUUAAUGAUGAGCAGAUAAUUGAUCAAAUAAUCACAUUCUUAUACUCAUGUUAUGAAACUGUAUCAACUACUGUAAUGAUGGCUGUCAAGUAUCUCCAUGAUAAUUAUGGACUUCUUGAAGAAGUCAGGGUGACUCAAUGUUUAACUAAUAUCAAAUAUGUUUACUUCUUCUAGCAAGUUGAAGGAAAUUAAAGGUGCAAGAUGCCAACUUUAAUUUCGAAGAAACUUGUGCAUGCAGGUUUCAAGUUUAAUUACAGUCUUUAGGGAAUGUUCUAAGAUGCAAUUCAAUGUUGCAAGGAAAGGGGAUAUCUUUAACCUCUCAUGUCUUGCAGCAUUGUCACUUAAGCAAGUCACAAAAGCAGAAGAAGGGGUUGUGGUUUAUCUAGAUGGCUGUGAUUUGGUCAAUCUGGACCCUGAGAAAUCAUGUAAUAUUUAGAGGCUCUGGUUGUGAUAUAGAAGGGAUAAAUGAAACGGUAAAAGUGAAAUCUUGGAAAUGGUUAUCGGCUAAAAGUCAGAAUUUUGGGAGCUCUAUCUAUGAAUGGUUCUGUAACCCAUUUAUUUGCAUUGAAGCACUGUAAUAAAGUUCUGUACGCUCCUUGCAAUGCUAUUAGUCUAACUAGCAUAUAGAAUAGUGGCUAUUUUUGUCUGAGAAGGUCAAACUCGAAGGGCUUGGGAGUGCAGAAUGUCUCCCUAAGCUGCAUCUGAUCUGAUCUUAUUUGAAUUAGUGCCUGUGUGUAUUGCUUCUGCUUGAGAUGUUUGACUCGUCCCUGCCAUGAUUUGGGAAAUUAAGAAGCCUCGUGGAUAGCUUAAUAAGGAGACAAGGAACCUUUAAUUUACUGUGGCUAGAAGUUUGGAUGGGGAGUGUUGUGCUUGGCUUCAACUUGCUGUGUCAUCUAAAAUGGCUUUUGCUGGUAGUAGUGACCAGUUCCUAUGGCUAUACAUUUGGGUCUGUUGGGUAGAUUUAGUCUUCAUUAAGUCAUUAACUAUGUAACUCUUAAUUUAUUCUCUGCAAAUUUGGUUCACUUUGUUUGUA